CUGGUCCUCUGUCUCUAUCGUACAAAAUAUAGCGCUUACGCAUAUCAGACAGGCAUUGACAUUCUUUGUAAAUUUUGUCGUCGGUUCAGUCAAAGAGUCAAAGGAUUUUUAUAAUACAUAGGAUGGAUAACAAAGCUGACCACAGCCAAGCAGCGAGCCUUAGCCCAACAUCUCAGCAGAAAGCGUCAACAUCUGCAGAAGAUGAAUUGUCAAUACAGUUUGAAGGCACUUCAUUAGAAGAUUCCGAGCAGCAGUCAAAAACAGAAAUGAUGGAAAAAAUUAUUAAUUUCUUCAAAAAAGCCCUUCAGAAAUCAAAAAAAGAUGUGAAGCCAUUGGAAGUGGCUAAAGCAUGUGUUGGCCCAAAUGCCAACAAAAGCAGUGUUAACAAAUAUUUAGACUGCCUCCAUCGUGCAGAAAUCAUUACCAAGACUUACUUUAAAAAAGCAAAGGAUAGUCAAUCGGACCCCCGCUAUAAUGCCUUACCAGUAAUAGAAGAAAUCACAGAGAAAAAAAUAAAAGAAUUGGCAGCAAAAGUGAACAGUGGUUCAAAACAAGAAAAGAAACGUUUAGACCAACCAGCAGUUACAGAUAAUGAUGUGUCUCCUUGGAAAAACGAAUCAGCUGCAUAUAAAAUAGCAGGAACAGAAGAUACGACAAGAUCGGUGCCUACAGCGCAUGCACCAGCUUAUCCCUUCUCUAAAGGAAUACAUAAUCAGAAAGAUGUGUUAUCCAGCAUAGCAAGAGCAGAGGUCAGCAAAAGUGUUGGCCUUAUUCACAUUGAUGGACAGCCAGUAGGGACAGGGUUCCGUGUGGGUGAGAAGUACCUGGUGACAUGUGGACAUGUUAUACAGAACGUCAUCAAAGUUAAGCCAUAUAUACUUGAUGGGGAGCGACUAGAGAUAGAAUUUUAUAGAAUUGCAUACAACCAAAGGGAGGACCCCCGUCUGAUCUUUGGCUUUCAGCCAUUGGUUGCUUACUUUGAUGAUGAUUAUGACUUUGUUGUAUUGGAACUACGAAGUUAUGAUGCUGGCGUUCCAUAUCCUCCGGCGUUAACUUGUUUUGCAGAUGUUUCCGUCUCAGAGAUUCACCUAGUGGGACAUCCUGGCGGUCGACAAAUGAAGGAGGACAGUGUAGAUCCUAAGUGGUCACCUGUUCACGAUAAGGAAAUCAUCCCAUAUAUUGAAGAUUUAGCUCGUUGGAGUAUGGAAUAUUUUCCUGAUAAAAGGGACUACUAUAGUAUAUUACUAGAGCCACCCAGAAAAAUAAUGUUUCACACUACAUUUGAUACCGGAUCUUCGGGGUCGCCUGGAGUAAUUAUUAGAAAUAAGAAACCAUGUGUAGCUGUUAUGGUAAGAGGGGGAACACCAGGUUGUUUCUACGAAAAUACCUAUCCAGAUUUAAAAGUGGAAGACCGUCAAAAAGUAGAAUAUGGUUAUGCCAUGGCCGACAUAUUUCUUAAAAUGUUGGAAUCUUCACAACAAAAUAUAAAGGAUCUUGCAUCAGAAAUUUUCAAAGAAUGGAACUAACCAUUAGUUAUCCAUUCAUGUUCGAGAUUUUACAAUUAAUGGCAUCUGCAUUAUGUAAAAUGACUGGGAUAUGCAAGUGUUUGAAAGUGUAGAAGAACCAAAAAAAAAAAAAAAAAAAAAACACGGGGCAAAAAAUAACCCUGCAUACAGUAUAUUAUUUAUACAUGUAAAUAUGUAGUGUAUUAAUUUAUUUUUAUACAGUGAGUGCUUAGAUCAAUUAGGACGUCUUUGAUAACUGACAAAAUAUUAAUAGAAGUUGCAGUGAUUGUUUAAAAAACAUGUAACUUAUAUUAUGAUCAUAUAUUGUGUUAAAAUAAUAAUUAUAGCGAGCAGGCUUCAAUUGUUUUAUUUUCGCUCUUUUAUACUUUGAUGUCACGAAGGAGUUUUAACGCAUUAUCAACGUUUGUAUGCUAUUCGUUGGCUUUUAGAAAUUGUUUAUUCAAAUUUGAUGUGUUGUUCAAAAGGGGCACUUUUUUCCAUGGUGAAUUUUUCAAAGCCUUGAAAGGACACUUUAAAAAAAGUUGUGUUAUUUAAAUUGAAUGGGGAUUUGCAGAUCAAUUUUUAAGAAGUAAUAUCUGUAUGAGUAAAAACUCCAAAAGCUUUGUCCAUGGUAAAAUAAAUUUUUAAAAACAUGAAA
Messenger RNA from Magallana angulata, 2163 nucleotides. RefSeq lists its product as uncharacterized. The coding region runs from base 123 to 1526 and encodes 467 amino acids. The transcript is spliced from 8 exons. NCBI's taxonomy places the organism in Eukaryota, Metazoa, Mollusca, Bivalvia, Ostreida, Ostreidae. The record is from RefSeq and is a predicted model, not a curated record.